This is a messenger RNA of Paramecium pentaurelia, 1043 nucleotides long. NCBI's taxonomy places the organism in Eukaryota, Ciliophora, Oligohymenophorea, Peniculida, Parameciidae. The record is from the annotation of a GenBank genome assembly.
AUGAAUCCAUUUUAAUAGUUUAUCAAUGCAGGAUAACAAUAGUAUUAUACUUAAAUGCAACAAUUAUAACAGAUCCAAUACCUACAAGUAUAUAUAUUAUAUUAAGCUAGUAUUUGCAACUGCUUAGCACUAUUUAAAAUAAUUGUACAAAUCAAUAAAAUGUUCAGAUCCCUUCACUGAAUCCUCUUUAAUAAUUUUCUCUUCUUUCUUAAUCAUCUCAAAGAACAAUACCCUCAGCAUAAUAGCCUGAUAUUCGUACUAAGAAAAGUUAAUCUGAAAGAGUGUUACCCAAAUAGAAGAAAGAGAAUGAAAUUCUGAAAUAAUUUUCAUAAGAUCAAAUUUUAUAAGAACUCAAAUAAUUUUUAGAGUAUUUGAGCAAAAAUGAAAUUAAGGAAAUGGAUGAAAAUGAAAAAAAUCAAUAUACAGUAUGGAAAUAUUAAUAUAAUGUUAGAUAUUGACAAAAAUAGAUGAUUCAUUAAUAGACACACUUAUUAAUCGAUAUUAGAAAUAAAAAAAAACUAAAGAAGAAUAGAUUAAGUUUAUCAUAAGAAAGUGCUUUAAAUAUCUCAAAUAAAAAAUGAAUUUAAAUGAAUUGACAAUGAGUGCAUAUGAAAUUGAAAAGGUUUUUUAUAAGGAGUACUUUAUGACUGACGAGAAUAUAGAAGACUUAAUACCAUUUCGAUAAGAAUCAUCAAAUAAAACAAUGAAUAAUUCAUUCUUAAAGAAAAUUUUCUCAUCUGAAAAGUUUUAUCAAGGAUACCUUGAAUAUUUAGGUAUUAAAUCAUUAAAUAUUUAGAAAACUUCGAUGAAAUAUGGGAUUAAGAAAAUAAUGAAAAGAUUUAGAAUAUGACUAAAUAAGUAAUGAAAUUUAUUGCAUCUGGAUAAAUCGACGUAUAAAAAAAUUUAUAGUAAUUAGAAAAUAUCUUCAUACAAAAGAGUACCAUGGAUUUCGUCUAUGAAAUAAAGAUGUUAUGAAUUAGCUGUUUCGUUUAAAGCAUACCAUGAUCAAGAAGAAACAAAUAAAAAAGUUAAAUUAGAAUGAU